UUGGGGGUCCAGCGCGCAGGAUCCCCUCCUGCACGUCCACGUCGGCCGUCCUCCCCCUCCCCGGCACGGGUGGGAGCCGCUGACUCAUCUGCCUGUCGUCUCCCCCCCCCCACGACGAAGGGGAAUUCAUCGAGCGGCUUCGAGGGGCUGCAUUGCAGACCCAGACGCGCCAGCAGACAAAAGCGACGCUGCGACGCCCGCGGCUUCCCAGCACAAAGAGCCCGGCCGGCAUCAAGCCCAUCCAUCCAUCUUCGACAGCCCGAAAAUGCUGGACACCAUCAGCAGCCAGUAUGAUUCCUUCAUCUACUGGAGGAUGCCGAUCCCACGGCUGGACGUGGCGGAGCUGGAGGGGCUGGGGCUUAGUGACGUGGCCCUCUACAAACCCAAAGGAGGGCUGGGCAAGCUCACUGGCAAGCAGGAUCAGGUCAGCCAGGACAUCUCCAAAGAAGAGGACAGUCUGCUGCAGUUCAACAGCUUUAAUUUCUGGAGAGCUCCUAUUGCCAGCAUUAGCUCAUUAGAUUUCGAUCUCAUUUGAAGCCUUUCUUUCUGCCCCUCCUCACCCCCCUGCCCUCUCUUUCUCUGCUAGGCAUGUGAGGAUUUGGUUUUGUUGUCAGUUUGGAGGUUGUUUUUUGUGUUUUCAGGCAGUUUUUGGCAUCACUAAUUAACUCAGCAGUUCACCCUGGCCCUGAUGCUGAUGGGCUCCCCGCAAAGCUUCAACCUCUCUCCUGCUUGCCCCUCUUUUCUUCCCUUCUUGCAGUAGCGCUGGAAACACCACGAUGGUGCAAGCAGGGGUUAACAGUGGAAAUAUGAGGGGAGAGGGCAGAAACAGCCACCCCAUUGCCCCAGGUCCACAUGCCAGUGGGUGUGGGAGAUGCUGGGGGGUUUCUGCCACCACCCAGCACCCUAUGGCUGUGUGACCAUGGGCAUCCCCGUGCUCUAGGACAAGCGUUUGAGCUCAUUUCUCGUGUGCUUUUUUAAGAAACUCAUUUGUGCAACGGGAGCAGCGCAGAACUGAUGGGAAUAAUCUUUGCUUUGCAGACAGCAUCGUCCCUGCUCCUCUCCCAGGGACACAGAGACCCUCUGUGCUCCUCUGGCCCAGUUUCUCCAAAAGUCGCUUUGCUCCUUAACCUGCAAGGUGGAAUGCAAGGUGGAAGAGGCAGGGAUGUGCCUGGGACAGGAGCACAAACCUCUUUCUUGAAAGAAAUAAUCUCUUUGAGCCUUGUGGCUUGAGCCCAAGCAGGAGAAAUGAUGGCCAGGAGGGUAAAUACAUAUGGAAAUGUUCCGACCUUGCUUGAUGAGGUCAAGGCUGGAUGUUCACUGCCCAAAAUUUGAUUUUUCUCUCCCUUUUUUAUUCCUUAUGUGCUUUAUCCCAUGUGUGACUCCCAACUGGGACAGAGGCUGGAUACAUCAUGGGGUCUAUAUGGGUAAUGGGGGCUGAGCUGAAAGAUAAGAUGGAGAAUUUAGUUUGAUCUUACCCCGAAUGAAAACAUUUCUGGUUCCCCACUCAAUUAAUCAACCCCUUUAAAUAUAACAACACAAAACAAAAAUGCUGCAUUCACUCAAGUGGAAGCCUUGCAUUUUCCUCUAAGAGGUUUUCACCUGCGCUCUCCGCAGGCUGAGAUUUAUUUCUGAGCAUCAUCUCAAAAUGGGGAGAAAAAAACCCCAACCCUGAAUAAUUUUUGGCUUUUAAACAGUUUUUUCCCCAUUUUUUUUUUUCUGGGAGAGUGAACAUGACUGGUUUGUCUUCUUGAACAUGCUUUUUUGGGGUUUGAUUGGGGUGAUGUGGAACAUCCCAAGACUGUCCUAAGAGUUGGAGGGGGUACAUGGCUGGGGGGAGGCUGAGGCAGCACUUAAAAGGUGCCCCAAAAAAGAGGCAAAUAUUGGAAAAAUCUGCACUCCAUUAUGAAAAGGGAGCACAGCUCUCCUGUAAUCUUCAGAAAUGACCCAGCCUGCUGACUUUGAACUACCCACAUAAAACCAGGGGUGAAAAAUGUAAACUUUCCUAUGCAGAGCUGUUUGAUUUCUGUGUUCCCAGGUGGGAAACCCCACAGAAGCAUUUAUUAUGAAGCUUUAAAUAAAAUUAUUUAAAAACAUA
Messenger RNA from Aquila chrysaetos chrysaetos, 2095 nucleotides. It is a transcript of the gene MLLT11, whose product is annotated as MLLT11 transcription factor 7 cofactor. Bases 266 to 535 code for a protein of 89 amino acids. The record is from RefSeq and is a predicted model, not a curated record. NCBI's taxonomy places the organism in Eukaryota, Metazoa, Chordata, Aves, Accipitriformes, Accipitridae. Gene Ontology annotation, biological process: positive regulation of mitochondrial depolarization; positive regulation of DNA-templated transcription; positive regulation of release of cytochrome c from mitochondria. Gene Ontology annotation, cellular component: cytosol; nucleoplasm. The transcript has 2 exons.